This is a messenger RNA of Hydra vulgaris (swiftwater hydra), 1531 nucleotides long. RefSeq lists its product as uncharacterized. The record is from RefSeq and is a predicted model, not a curated record. Lineage: Eukaryota; Metazoa; Cnidaria; Hydrozoa; Anthoathecata; Hydridae.
UCUGUGAUUAUUUUUAUCGCCAAUUUUUAUUUUGUGUUAAAUUUUUUUUUUUUUUUUAUGCUUUUUGCACACAACAAAGUUUAUGAUUUAUUAUUUUAUUAUUGUAUUUUGCAACUCUUGAAGAUUGUCAUCUUUAAAAUAAAUGAAAAAUGGACUUGAGUCGAGAAUUUUCAGUUUUUUACUUAGUUAAAGACAGUUCAGUUGAGGUUGGUCGAACUGAGUGGAUUGAUGCUACUCUAACUAAUGGAGAAAAUGUGAUUGUAAAAUGGCCAUCUCAUCUCAAUAAUGCUCUGUUGCAUAAAGAGAUUUCAAAUUCUGUAAACACGUGGCAAUCGUUUGAGGCAAAAGUUUUGAAGGCAGGUGAUGACUUUGAAGAGUUAAAAAAAUACGUAAACACAUUCGUAAAAUCACCUAUGACAAAUAGAAAAGCUGUAUCAGUUUUGCAACCACUUCAGAAAGUAAAGACAAAAGCUUAUAGAACAAACAAACGACUACACGUUGAGGAAAAAGAUGAAGAGGAUUUCAAAAAUGUGAUUCAAAACAUGCAUGCAGAAAAAGUAGCUAAACUGGAAGCUGAAAUUGAAUUGCUUCAAAGAGAAAAUAAUGUCUUAAGGGAAAAACUACAAAAAAAAGAUGCUGGAAUUAUUCAGGCGUUAAACUUGCUAGAAAAUUCAGCCACAGAAUUGUCAAAUACACUUUAUCACCAGCCAACUAUUCUUUCAUCUGUUUUACCUUCUCAUCAUAAUCCAAAAUAUUUAAACUCGCAUGCUUCCAGCCAGCCUGCAAAACAGACAAACGAACCUUCUGAUUCAUCAGCAUGCCAUUUAACUCCAUCUUCUUUAUCAAUUUUAUGUGAUACGACUUGUUCUUUGUCUGUUCCAAAGUGGAAAAUACCAACAUAUCCGGAUGGCUCAAGUAGAAUGCAGUUGAUUUCUGGCUACAAUGUUUUCAUUGAUCAUGUCAAGUAUUAUGCAUGUAACAAGAAACGUGGAACAAAUAAAUUUGUUAGUGAUCUGCUGUUAGCAUUAGUUGGAGAUAGAGGUUAUCUCAGCAAAGUUAGUGUCUCUGGAAAAAAUAGUAAUGCUCACGCCAACAAAGUAGCAAAACCAAAGAUUUGUGAAGAUCUUUUAGAUGCUGUUAUCGCUUGUGUUUCACAAUUAAUGAACGUUUCUUCAAAAGAAGUGCGUACAGCCAUUAAAUCGAGACUUAAUAUUGCUUCUAAACUUGAAAAAGAAAAAAAUCGAACUUCUUAAUAUUGGUUUAACACUUAAAGAAGAAAAAUUUCAAACCUCUUAAUAUUGAUUCGAAACCUAAAAAAGAAAAAAAAUCGGUUUUCCUUGUAUUGCUAUGAAACUUGAAAAAGAAAAAAUUUGAACAACCUUAUAUUGCUUCGAAACUUGAAGAAGAAAAAAUUUGAACAACUUAAUAUUGCUUCAAAACUUAAUGAAGAAAAAAUUCGAACUUCCUAAUUUUGCUCCGAAACUUGAAAAAGUAAAAAUUCGAAUUACUUAAUGUUCGAAGCUUCAAAACU